ACAACGAUAUCAAUCAAAGCGUAACUUUGGAUAACAUUCUGACUUAAAGAAAAAUUGAAGUAAAAUUUAAGAACUAAUUUUAUUACUAUUCAACGACGAUUACUGACAACCCAUGAGCGUUAAUUCGCCAGCAGGUCAAAUUAGAUACUCCUCGCAAAAUUCACUGCGGCAACAUGCGUCGACAGCGAAUAGUGACAUGCUCACUCCUGAUGGCUUGGUUCCAACAUGGGCAGCAGAAGCCACCAGGGCAAUGACUGGUAGCACAUCUUUGGCCGAGAACUACGCCUUCUGUGGAGUAUAUCACAUAUUCGAUGUGCACAAGGAUAUAGUUACAUCCGUUCAAUUUGCGCACGAUGACCUCACAAAACUAGCUAGUAGUUCCCUCGACGGAUCUUUAGCUGUUCAUAUUGUGUUACCCGAACCGGAAACGUGUUUCGUCCUAAAGCAUCCCAAAGGUGUGACCGGAUUCUGCUGGAGUUACUCGAAUGAUUUGAUCAUGUCGUGUAGCGAGGAUGGAUAUGCGCGUUUGUUCAACUCUUCCAAUGGUGUAUGCGUGCGUGCAAUUCAUGGAGUACAACAAGGGGCUGCGGUAUUAACUGGAAUUUUCCACCCGGUCAAUAACAACAUGAUUAUAACUGGUAGCUCCAAAGGUAAUGUAGAAGUGACGAAUUGCUCUACUGGUAUCAAACCCAGAGGCUCCACCGCUAAAGUGAACGCGCCAGUCUUGAGUCUCUGUUUUGACAACGAUGGACAUGUUUUAUGGUCGGGAGACGAGCGCGGUUUCAUCACAUCUCUGUUCUACAGCGUAGAGAAUAACCGACUUACAAAAGGCAAACGGUUCUCAGUGGCAGGAUCAAACCCAGUUACAUGUAUAUCUAUGCGACAAUGGAUAAGUCGAGAGGCAAGGGAACCCUCGCUGCUAGUUAAUUGCUCCUCAAAUGCGUUAUAUCUUUUCAGAAUAGUUGGCCCUACUAAAAGUGCAAUUUUGCUACGAAGAACGUUUCCGAUAUCGCAUAAUUCACCCUCGCUGAAAAUUCGAAGCUGUUUUUGUCCAAUAAUGUCUUUCAGACAAGGCGCCUGUGUAGUGACAGGAUCGGAGGAUGGUUCUGUUUAUUUUUUCAACGCCGAGAGAGCAAAUAAAGCAUGCAUUAAUAAACUUCAAGGCCAUUCGGCGCCAGUAAUUGAUGUUAGUUUUAAUUACGAUGAAAGUAUGUUAGCCUCGUGUGAUUCACAAGGUCAAGUGAUUGUAUGGAAGAAAGAGCCCUAGUCUAGUCUCGACAAUAUAAUUGCUUUUGAUGUCAUACAUAUCAUUCCAUUUCCUGCUGUUUUAUGUCUCAAAACAUUGAAGAAUUUUUAUGGCUGUUAAUUGCUUGAAUAAUAAAAUCAAUCCGAUUUUGUUGUGAGUUUCUGAAUAUAUUGGUAGUUAUAAGACUUUAGUUAUCGGACUUUGUGUA
Symsagittifera roscoffensis is the source of this 1454-nucleotide messenger RNA. RefSeq names its product WD repeat-containing protein 13-like. Gene Ontology annotation, cellular component: nucleus. The record is from RefSeq and is a predicted model, not a curated record. Bases 113 to 1267 code for a protein of 384 amino acids. Gene Ontology annotation, molecular function: protein binding; promoter-specific chromatin binding. NCBI's taxonomy places the organism in Eukaryota, Metazoa, Xenacoelomorpha, Acoela, Convolutidae. The transcript has 4 exons.